Chilo suppressalis (striped riceborer) is the source of this 633-nucleotide messenger RNA. The record is from the annotation of a GenBank genome assembly. Lineage: Eukaryota; Metazoa; Arthropoda; Insecta; Lepidoptera; Crambidae.
AUGGCAAAAACUUACGACUAUUUAUUAAAAUUACUUCUGAUAGGAGAUUCAGGGGUAGGCAAAACGUCUAUACUAUUCAGAUUUUCUGAAGAUGCGUUCAAUAUAUCUUUUAUAUCAACUAUUGGUAUUGACUUCAAAAUACGGACAAUAGAUUUGGAUGGAAAAAAAGUUAAGUUACAAAUAUGGGAUACAGCUGGCCAAGAAAGGUUUCGUACAAUCACAACUGCAUAUUACCGUGGUUCUAUGGGCAUUAUGCUGGUAUACGAUGUUACAAAUGAGAAAAGCUUUGAAAACAUAAAAAACUGGAUUAGGAAUAUUGAAGAAAAUGCAAGUGCAGAUGUGGAAAAAAUGAUACUUGGAAAUAAGUGUGAUUUAGAUUCUAAAAGACAGGUUUCAAAAGAAAGAGGAGAACAAUUAGCUAUAGAGUACCAGAUAAAGUUUGUGGAGACAUCAGCAAAAGACUCACUUAAUGUUGAGUAUGCAUUCUUCACUCUAGCAAGAGAUAUCAAAGCUAAAAUGGAGAAAAAGCAGGAAGCAAGUAAUCCAGCUCCAAGAAGUGGAGCGCAUCAGCUACGUGCAAAUGAACAACAGCGCAAACCAACGUCAUGGCUGUCACGUUGCAGUCUGCUCUGA